Molecule: messenger RNA, 1722 nt
Organism: Bathycoccus prasinos
Lineage: Eukaryota; Viridiplantae; Chlorophyta; Mamiellophyceae; Mamiellales; Bathycoccaceae
Exons: 1
Coding region: 1-1722 (573 amino acids)
Biological process (GO): plant organ development
Cellular component (GO): chloroplast inner membrane
Source: RefSeq, a predicted model, not a curated record
AUGAGCGCUUUAUCACUCGCUUCGAACGCGUUUACGCACGUAAAACCGAACGUUUCGAGACGAGGACGAUUGAACCGCGCGAGAUGUGCCGCUUCUGUGGCACGUUUGGAGUCGCGUGGCGUCGCAUCAAAGCGUAACGAUUCUUUUUCCGCCAACACUCAUUGUCUCGAGCGCAAAUCGUCCGUCGCGGGGGGUGCUUUAUCUGCUCAAAUUUUACCGGCAAAAGCGUCUGUGUUGACGUCGUCAUCCUCGGCGUUUUAUCAGCACUGCUCAAAAAGAAACAACAACAACAACAACACUUCUGCGAUGCGAUCGUGCUUGCAAGUGUUCAACGCGGUGAGCGAUUACGCCGGCGCCGAGGAUCAAGGCACCGGACGAGUUGAUAAGAGCCAGUUUCACGCCGCCAUGAGGAUUCCGAACACGGCGAUGGCGAAAAUCGGUCGACAGUUGGGCGGCGGCGGAGCGGCGACUUUGGAGAAGGUGAGCAUGGAUUUAUCGAGUUCGGUACAAUCAGUGGCAGCGCCAAAGUUAUCUGACGGCGAUAACGGGGGGAAUAACGGGGGGAAGAUCAAUAACGGCGGGGGCGGCGGCGACGGCGACGAAGGCGACGACGACGAUUGGUUCGACGAAGAAGACGGCGACGGCGACGAAGGAGGAUACAUUUCUUUGAGAGAAGGGAUCCCGGAAACGUUCGAAAGAGAGGCGAUUCAAGCCGUGUUGUCCGAGUGGUUUAAAACGAUCGCGAGUUUACCGGCUGGUUUGAGAAUGGCGGUGGAGAUGGGCGUCGUUUCGAGCGCGCAGUUGGUCAGAUUCAUGUCCGUGGACGUUAGACCGUCCGUGGUAAGAGUCGUCUCCAGAUCUACUCCGCAGUGGGCAUCCAGAGCGUUCGUUGGUCGAUUAAUGGCAGAACCGGCGUUUUUGUACAAGCUUGCGUUUGAACAAGCGGUGACGGUUGCGGCUGGUACCAUGUACGAAGUCGCGCACAGAGGGGAUAAGUUGAAGAAAGAGUGGGACUUGGCGGCGUCCAACGUGGCGCAAAUGUGCGUCGCAAACUUGGCUACGGUCUGGUUGUGCACCCCAUCGCGAUCCUUUGGCGGCGUCCAAAAGUUUGGCUGGCAAAAAGCGUUGGCGGGUAUGCCGAACAACGCGUUUGACCGCGCCGGACCUUUGCGACCGUACACCACCGGCACCAGAAUCGCCUCCGUCGUAGCUAAAGGCGCGGAGCUCUCCGCCGUCGGUGUCGUCAUCGGGGGUGCGUUCAGCGGCUUAAACAACUUAUUAGUCAACUCACACAAAAAGAAAGAAGGAAAAAAAUGGAAACCAGCCGUGCCGGUGCCGGACGUGAAGACGUCCGCGUUGGGUAUGGGAGCGUUCCUCGGUUUGUCGUGCAACGCCAGAUAUCAAUUGAUUGGCGGAGCGGAUCGAUGGAUGACGGAUCGCUUGACGAGCUUAGGAUCUGCAAUCACCGCCACGGCGUUGAUGCGAUUGACGAACAAUCAAGUUGGUGAACAAACGAGAUUGUUCUUGCUCGGCUUACCGUUGCACGCGCAAAGACAGCGAGUACGGGGCACGACUGGAUACACGCGCGCGUCGUCCAAAAAGUCUGCGGGGGGUGUUAGAAAAACGAAAAAGGUGAAGCGAAAGGUGAAGCGAAAAGUACCGGCGGCUGCUGUUGCGGCUGACGCGACCGUUGCUCCGCCCGCGACGCCAGCCAUGGCUUAA